Molecule: messenger RNA, 1547 nt
Organism: Patella vulgata (common limpet)
Lineage: Eukaryota; Metazoa; Mollusca; Gastropoda; Patellidae
Product: arylsulfatase B
Exons: 8
Coding region: 18-1508 (496 amino acids)
Source: RefSeq, a predicted model, not a curated record
ACAGCGAAUAGUAGAAUAUGCAGAAUUUAUUUUUAAUUCUAGGAGUAUUUUUUUUACUUAUAAUACAAUGUAUUUAUGGAAGUCAACAGCCUAAUAUACUACUAGUAGUAGCAGACGAUUAUGGUUUUAAUGACAUUGGUUACCAUGGUUCUGAAAUAUUGACGCCUACAUUAGAUAAAUUGGCGGGAGAAGGUGUUAAAUUAGAGAAUUAUUAUGUACAACCUAUCUGUUCACCAACCAGAAGUCAAUUAUUAUCAGGGCGUUAUCAGAUACAUACAGGAUUACAGCAUGCCAUCAUCUGGCCAUGUCAACCUAAUGCUCUACCUCUAGAAGAUCUUACUCUUGCUGAUAAACUACGACAGACCGGAUAUGCCACUCAUGCCGUGGGAAAAUGGCAUCUUGGUUUCUACAAGGAAGAAUAUUUACCAAUAAAUCGUGGUUUUGAUUCUUAUUUCGGUUAUUUAACCGGCAGUGAAGAUUAUUUUAAUCACGAUACGUGUAAUUUUCUUACAAAAGACAAAUAUUGUGGCAUUGAUAUGACCAAGGGCAGAUCACCAGAUAUCACAGAAACUGGGAAAUAUUCAACUCAUCUGUUCACAGAGAGAGCUAUUGAUAUUGUUAAAAAUCAUAAUAAAUCUAAGCCUUUAUUUCUGUAUAUGCCUUAUCAAGCUGUACACGAACCUUUAGAGGUACCUGCUAAAUAUAUGAAACCGUAUGAAUUUAUUAAAGAUGGAAACAGACGUACCUAUGCAGGAAUGGUAUCCUGUAUGGAUGAAGGAGUAAAGAAUUUGACAAAUGCCUUUCAAGAAGCUGGUUUAUGGGAUAAUACCAUUUUAAUUUUCACCACAGACAAUGGAGGGCUGGUUUAUUCUGGUGGAAACAACUGGCCACUAAGAGGAUGGAAAGCAACUUUAUGGGAAGGUGGUGUUCACGGCAUUGGUUUUGUUCACAGUCAGUUAUUAAAACAAAAAGGUGUGGUCAAUAAAGAUCUUAUCCACGUUUCUGAUUGGUUUCCUACAAUUAUCAACCUUGCUGGUGGAUCUUUAAAUGAUACCAAGCCAGAUGGGUUCGACCAGUGGAAAACAAUUAGUGAAGGAGAAAUUGGUAAGAGAACUGAACUUUUACAUAACAUAGAUCCCAUGUAUUACCACAGAGGAUCCAGGGUAUCUCCAAAUAAAUUUGAUACACGAAUCCGAACAGCUUUUCGUCUUGGUGAUUGGAAACUGAUGACAGGAGAUCCAGGUAAUGGUAGCUGGAUUGCACCACCAGAAAUACGUAAGGAAUCUCGGCUUGAUUCUUCACCAAAAGACAAGAAUGUCUGGUUGUUCAAUAUAUUAAAGGACCCUAACGAGAACCAUGAUUUAUCUGAGGAAUAUCCUGAUAUAGUUGACAAGAUGUUAGAUAGAUUAUCAUACUACAGUCAAACAGCGGUACCUGUCAGAUUUCCUGAAGCUGAUCCCAACUGUAAUCCAGCUUUACGAGGUGGUGUCUGGGGCCCAUGGGAAUAAAGACAUUAUUAACUUUCAACUUUGUUUUUUUAAAAUUUU